CGCCAUUUUGUUGGCACGAUCCAGGUUCUAUCGGCGAAAAGUUCCGACAACAAAUCUAGAUCGUUGAAGUGCUUGCGUGACCAAAAUGGCACCGUUAAUAGAUGCUAUAGUGAAAGGAUUUUACUAUACUGUAGAUGUUCCGGUAACAUGGUUUAGAGAGAAAAUUGAAGGUCAACAAAACAAGAAUGUAUAUCCAUACUACCAUCAGCAAUAUAGACGUGUUCCGGACAUAGAUCAAUGUGAUGUUAAUGAUAUAUCAUGCAUGUAUGAAGCAGAAAUGCAAUUCAAGAGAGACAAGAGAGUUGAUGAGGAGAUUACCAAGAUCCUGAGAAAGCGUAUGGAAGACUGCUGGGUUAUUGAAGGUGAAAGUGCCAUCCAAAAUUGCAAAUCAGUAGUCGAUCAAUAUGACAGGGAAGCCACAAACUAUAAUACCAAAUAUGGCAACCUUGGCGGAUUUGGAUCAGCUCGAAGAUGCCUAAUGAAACAAAAAUAUCGCAUGAUUGAAGAAAGAAAUCUAGCAAAGCAGGAAGCAACAGUCCAGUAAAUGGUUUAGUUACUUCGAAAUGAAUUUGUUUUUCCCCUCUGAAAUACUGAGAAUAGCCAGUGGCAGAUAGUGUGUGUGAUGUAUAUUAAAUGAGUCUAAAGUAACUAGCAUACUACAUGUAUAGCUUACUUUGAGAAUAGCAUUGAUGAUUAUUAAUGCCUGCCAUAGUCAAUUGAACUCUCCAUGGUGGUAUAACUUGAAAUAUGCAGGAACCAUCAUCAUUGGAGAACAUCAACCCAGAGCUUUGUUUGCAUGAAUAUAUACAAUUUGGAAAGUUUGGUGAAUAAAAUCAAGUUGUAAAACAA
Saccoglossus kowalevskii is the source of this 849-nucleotide messenger RNA. Its product is annotated as NADH dehydrogenase [ubiquinone] 1 beta subcomplex subunit 10-like. Lineage: Eukaryota; Metazoa; Hemichordata; Enteropneusta; Harrimaniidae. Gene Ontology annotation, cellular component: respiratory chain complex I. The record is from RefSeq and is a predicted model, not a curated record.